UGUAGAGAUGGUGUCACAUCUGAAGAAGACCAGGAAGCUGAGGGGACACGUGAGUGCCGGUCAUGGUCGUGUCGGAAAGCACAGGAAACAUCCUGGUGGUCGAGGUAACGCUGGAGGUCAACAUCACCACAGAAUCAACUUCGACAAGUACCAUCCCGGUUACUUCGGUAAGAUCGGUAUGAGGUUCAUCCACAAGAAGACCAAUCCUUUCUUUUGUCCAGUAAUCAACGUCGAUAAAGUGUGGAACCUCGUGUCAGACCAGACCAGAGAAGAAUACGCCAAGAGAACCGACGGUAAGGCCCCAGUUAUUGACUGCGUCAGAGCUGGAUAUUUCAAAGUUCUGGGCAAGGGAGCCCUCCCAAAACAGCCUGUUAUUGUCAAGGCCAAGUUCUUCAGUUUUGAGGCAGAGAAAAAGAUCAAGAAAGCCGGCGGAGUUUGUAUAACAGUUGCGUAGAUUUUCAUAAAUGUUUUUAUUUAUUGAAA
This is a messenger RNA of Bolinopsis microptera, 483 nucleotides long. RefSeq names its product large ribosomal subunit protein uL15-like. The record is from RefSeq and is a predicted model, not a curated record. Gene Ontology annotation, cellular component: cytosolic large ribosomal subunit; ribosome. Lineage: Eukaryota; Metazoa; Ctenophora; Tentaculata; Lobata; Bolinopsidae. The coding region runs from base 8 to 454 and encodes 148 amino acids. The transcript has a single exon. Gene Ontology annotation, molecular function: structural constituent of ribosome. Gene Ontology annotation, biological process: translation.